Molecule: messenger RNA, 909 nt
Organism: Euleptes europaea (tarantolino)
Lineage: Eukaryota; Metazoa; Chordata; Lepidosauria; Squamata; Sphaerodactylidae
Gene: SYNGR1
Product: synaptogyrin 1
Exons: 4
Coding region: 12-716 (234 amino acids)
Cellular component (GO): neuromuscular junction; synaptic vesicle membrane
Source: RefSeq, a predicted model, not a curated record
CUCCUCCGAGGAUGGAAGCCGGCGCCGCGUACGGAGCCGGCAAAGCCGGGGGCGCUUUCGACCCGCAGACUUUCAUCCGGCAACCGCACACCGUCCUCCGGAUGGUUUCCUGGCUUUUCUCCAUUGUUGUGUUUGGCUCCAUUGUGAACGAAGGCUAUCUUAACCAUCAAGAUGAAUCAGAGGAGUAUUGCAUCUUCAAUCGCAACCAGGAUGCCUGUGGUUACGGCAUCACCGUGGGAAUCCUUGCCUUCCUCAGCUGCCUUCUUUACCUGGCACUAGAUGUCUACUUUCCACAGAUCAGCAGUGUCAAGGAUCGCAAGAAAGUUGUGCUCUCCGAUGUUGGUGUGUCUGGCUUGUGGGCGUUCCUCUGGUUUGUCAGUUUCUGUUUCCUGGCUGACCAAUGGCGAGUUUCAAAGCCAGAAGACAAUCCAAUGAAUGAAGGAACGGAUGCAGCCCGGGCAGCCAUUGCAUUCUCUUUUUUCUCCAUUUUCACUUGGGUGGGCCAGUCAUUUCUGGCAUUCCAGCGAUACCUGCUUGGCGCCGAUUCGGCUCUCUUCUCCCAGGACUACAUGGACCCGAGCCAGGAGGCCGGCAUGCCUUACGCGCCCUACACAAGUGAGGAUGACACUACAGCUAGCAUGGGGACAUACCAGCAGCCUCCUUCGCUGGAUGCUUUUGAUGCUGACACACAGGGGUACCAAACACAGAACUACUGAGAGCUGUUGGGGAGCUCGUCUCCUUUUCCCUCCCCUCUGCCCACCCUCCUCUGCCACCAACAAGCCAAGGUGCAAAACAGACAUGUGUGUUUUGGAGCAACAGGUGGCUCUGGACCACCCUCCAGCCUUCUAGGGUCUUUGUUUUUAAUUUCGUAGUUUUUUUAAACUGGAAAACCUAAUGCCUCGCUGCUCC